This is a messenger RNA of Lizanozyma spartinae, 1425 nucleotides long. RefSeq lists its product as uncharacterized. Bases 1 to 1425 code for a protein of 474 amino acids. Lineage: Eukaryota; Fungi; Ascomycota; Pichiomycetes; Serinales; Debaryomycetaceae. Gene Ontology annotation, cellular component: dynactin complex. The record is from RefSeq and is a predicted model, not a curated record. The transcript has a single exon.
AUGACAAAGCCCCGUGCUUCAAGGAUAUACGAGUCAACAAGUAUAGUGUGCUCGUGUGAAGGGGGGGCCACUAGUGCUAUUGAGAAGGUCCAAUAUGACCAUCGAAUGGGAUCAUUAUUCUUCUGUCCGUCAUGCCAAACUUUAAAAUGCCCUGAAUGUUGUGCACAUCAUUUGGAGUCACGAUUGUGUACCAAUUGUGGUACAGACUAUAUUGAUUCAGGAACAACAUCUGUGUGUGACAAAAACUGUUUUGUAUGUCCACUUUGUUCAAGUGAUUUGUUGAUUCAUGGUUCAAAUACUUUAGAUAAUAACGGGGUACAGGGGAAAAGCUUCACCUUUAAAUGUGGUUUCUGUGAUUAUUCUUAUGUGACCUCAGUGAUCACCACCCCAAGACCUUUGCAUCGGAUUUUAAAUAGUGAACGGAAAAGAAACUUGAUUCACCAUAAAUUGUUCGAUACAUUUAGACUAACUUUAACACAAGAUCCCGAUAAAAGUGGAAGCUAUUCCCAAAUAAGAGAAAAGGAUGAAAUCAGACAAAAACUCUCCCAGCUUAAUAUUUCUCAUGAAAACACUAAAGAUUCAAGUGAAACCGAAAGAUACCCUAUUGAUUUGGAACAAGAUUAUGCUAUGGCGAAUGAAAGGAAAUUAUCAACAAAGCAAACUAGAAAUUAUUCUGCAGAUAUCUUAAACCAGUCAAUCUAUAACAGACCAACACAUAAUGAGCUAUAUCCUCUAGCAGCUUCAUUAACACUGCGAUGGUCUCACUCAUGUCUUGCGUGUCAUACUAUUUUGGAUAAACCAUCACCUAAAGACUCGAAUAAGUUUAUUACUAAAUGGAAUGCCAUAGAUUUCCUUCCAGCGAUUGAUUUCACAUAUCCUCAUCUGUAUAUCAGCUGUGGUGGUUCGCCCAAUGAGUUUAUGAUACAUUUCCGUAACCCCAUGGGCCAAAAGGUUCAUUUGAAUAUCUCUUCAACAUAUGUGGUUCCUGAGUGUUAUGUGAAUAAGAGUGGGUUUGAGGUCCAAGUAUCAUUUCCCAUAUCCAAAUUCUCUGUGGGUCCUAAUACUGAAGCCACAGACCUCAUCAAAUCUAUCCCCACGGCUUUAUUAACUAAGAAUACAGUACAGGCACGUGUUGAAUAUCAGGAACGUCUAACAAGAAAGCAGGAACAAGGACUUGAAGUCUUAGAUAACAUUCUAGACUCCCAGUACAAUUGGUGUCUGAUUCCUCUUAAUAUAACUUGCUUGAUUAAAAGUAUACAGCCCAUUUCAGACACAAGCAACACCGUACAUAUAAAGCUUCCGCUUUAUGUUACUAUGACAUCUAAAUUGCCCGAGCCCAUUAAGCAGUUGACAUCAUUAAAAGAGACACUCAACGUAGGAUACUGGUGUUUUGUUGAUCUUGGGGAAUAUACCAUUCAAAUAUAG